Medicago truncatula (barrel medic) is the source of this 1982-nucleotide messenger RNA. Its product is annotated as transcription factor bHLH19. The coding region runs from base 752 to 1780 and encodes 342 amino acids. The transcript is spliced from 5 exons. The record is from RefSeq and is a predicted model, not a curated record. Gene Ontology annotation, molecular function: protein dimerization activity. NCBI's taxonomy places the organism in Eukaryota, Viridiplantae, Streptophyta, Magnoliopsida, Fabales, Fabaceae.
GAUUUGAACAAAUGAAACAACAAUGUACAAAUGGAGGAAGUAUUAUUAUCACCUAAUAAUUAGAGAAGUGUAGGCAAUUACUUGAUGGUGUUAUUGUGCAGGCUAAUAUUAUUGACAGGUGGCAGUGGGAUCCAGAUAUUCAUGAAGGUUACACUGUCCGAGGUGCAUAUCAGAUUCUGACAACUCAGGUCUCUUCCACAACUGAAGCAACAAGAGACCUUGUAUGGCAUAAGCAGGCUCCUCUCAAGGUGUUUAUUGUAGCUUGACGUCUGCUGAAAGACAGGUUACCGACCAGAAUGAAUCUCCUUCGACGAGGCAUUCUUCAGGCCGAGGGGGUUAGGUGUGUGGCAGGGUGCAGCUUUGAGGAGUCAGCAUCCCAUAUGUUUCUUCAUUGCGAAGUGUCCGGGUCGUUAUGGCAAUACACCAGGACUUGGAUUGGCGUGUCUGGUGUAGAUCCUCUCAAUAUUAGUGAUCAUUUCCUUCAAUUUAUGCAUUAUAAAGGUCAUUCAAAGUCUCGACGCUCUUUUCUCCAAUUACUUUGGCUUCUGUGUGUUUGGUUGAUCUGGAGAGAACGUAAUAACAAGUGGCCGUUGAGGAAUUGAAAAACCUAUCACUAUAUUAUAGAGCAAGCAUAGGAGUGAAGUUCUGAAGUACAUAAGCUAAGACUGAAGUCUCACUCUUCCUUGUUUUAAGUAGCUACACUACACUUCAGUACACAAGUGUUACUAUUUUCAGUUAAACCUUGUGACUCAUGGAGCAAAUCAACAACACACCAAUGAACAUAUCAGCAGACAGCAGCUUGUUAUCUGAUUUGGAAAAGGUGGGUGAAUACAUAUUUGAUGAGGAAUGCUACUUGAACUUGCUUGAUGCUGAUGUGGUAGAAGAGUUUCUCUCACGUGACAUGGCUAGUGUCAUUGCCUUUGAGGAACAAAGAGAGACCCUGCAACAAUGCUUGACUACAGAAUGCAUUUCCACUACUCUGAGCGAAACAUUCAAUGGUGAAACAAGUUUUGAGUCUUUUGACUUUGAUUUUGAGAAUCCAACCAAGAAGCUGAAAUUUUUUGAUCGAAGUGACAACAUAACCAAAAACUUUUCACAGCAACUUUCUGCAUCUCCAUCCACCUUUCAGUCGUCUCAGAUUCCGUCUUUGCCCAAUUUGGGAAACACACAUUUUUCAGCCCUCCAAACCUCAAAAGAGUCUUCAAAAAAUCAAAACGUGGAAACUAAAACAUCACAAUCUAAGAGGUCUUCGGCUCAUGUAAAAGAUCACAUUAUGGUCGAGAGAAAACGAAGAGAGAAACUCGGUCAAGCCUUCAUUGCUCUUGCAACACUCAUUCCUGACCUAAAGAAGAAGGACAAGGCUUCAGUAUUAGCAGAUACAAUUAAACAUAUCAAAGAGCUUAAAGAGCGUUUGGCAAUUUUAGAAGAAGUAGGGAAGAACACAAAGGAAGAUCAAUCGAUGAUGGUUUGUAACAAACCAGACCAUUGUUGUGAAACUGAAAGUGUUGGUGAUGGCACUGCUAUCAAGGUAGCAGCAAAAGUGUCCGGGAAAAAGAUGUUGAUUCGGAUCCAUUGCCAAAAACAUGAUGGACUUCUUGUUAAAGUAAUCACAGAGAUACAAAGUUUUCAACUAUUAGUUGUCAAUAACCGUAUUUUAGCUUUUGGAGAUUCUUUCCACGACAUUACAGUCAUUGCUGAGAUUGGUGAAGGCUACAACUUGACCAUAAAAGAACUCGUUCGUAAUCUACGCAUGGCAGCAUUAAAGUUUAUGUCAUCGUAACAUGAACAAGGCAUGCAUGAGUGUUAUUGGGGUGUGUCUCUUGACAUAAUAUGAGUCCCACACACACAUUAGAGAGUGUAAAUUCACAUGAAUAUCUUUCAAUAAUCAAGUGUUUUGAAGAGAAUUAAUGUGUCUGAAGUGUAAGUGUUCGACGUAUAGCAUGAAGUUUAUUUUUUAAUUGUAGCUUAAUUGGAAGCUUAAA